Chelmon rostratus (copperband butterflyfish) is the source of this 573-nucleotide messenger RNA. Its product is annotated as guanylyl cyclase-activating protein 2-like. The record is from RefSeq and is a predicted model, not a curated record. Gene Ontology annotation, biological process: visual perception. Gene Ontology annotation, cellular component: photoreceptor inner segment; cone photoreceptor outer segment. Lineage: Eukaryota; Metazoa; Chordata; Actinopteri; Chaetodontiformes; Chaetodontidae. Bases 1 to 573 code for a protein of 190 amino acids. The transcript has 4 exons. Gene Ontology annotation, molecular function: calcium ion binding; calcium sensitive guanylate cyclase activator activity.
AUGGGUCAAGGACAGAGCGGAGAAGAAAAGGAAGUGACUCUUCAGAACAUCCAGGAACUCUACCGUAAGUUUGCGAGCGAAUGCCCGAGUGGAAAUCUGCACUUACACGAAUUCAAGAAGAUCUUUGGAAUCAACAGCAGCUCCACAGAAGAAGAAGCUGCGUACAUGGAAAACCUGUUUCGAUCCUUUGACACGAACAAGGACGGUCAUAUAGACUUCUUGGAGUACGUGGCCGCGGUGCAUCUUGUUCUUCGGGGAAAACUCGAGGACAAACUGAGAUGGUCUUUUAAAGUUUAUGACAGAGAUGGAAAUGGCUGUCUGGACCGACAGGAGGUGAAACACAUUGUCAAAAUCAUCUACAGGAUAAAGAAGCACAACGACCCGAGCAUCACAGUGAAUAUUGAAGACAUUUGUGACAGAAUAUUUGAACUGGUGGACAAGAAUAAAGACAGUCAGAUUUCUCUGGAGGAAUUUAUCGACGGAGCUGAAAAGGACCCGUGGGUGAUGGAGCAGCUCAAGCUGGACAUUGGGCCCUGUGAUUGGUUCAUGGGACAGCAGGAGAAGAAGCCCUGA